Messenger RNA from Puccinia triticina, 654 nucleotides. RefSeq lists its product as uncharacterized. Gene Ontology annotation, biological process: mitochondrial electron transport, succinate to ubiquinone; tricarboxylic acid cycle; mitochondrial respiratory chain complex II assembly. Lineage: Eukaryota; Fungi; Basidiomycota; Pucciniomycetes; Pucciniales; Pucciniaceae. Bases 1 to 654 code for a protein of 217 amino acids. The transcript has 2 exons. Gene Ontology annotation, cellular component: mitochondrion. The record is from RefSeq and is a predicted model, not a curated record.
AUGCACAGAAUUCGAAUCGUAAAACGGGUAGAUCGGUUGUUUUCUCAGCGACUUCCGCCGACCUGCGUCGCCAUACAUCACCAGGCCGGAUCCUGCCGAAUGAAAUCUGGAACAUCAUCCACUGACCAAGACGAGAAGCUUCAUCCGAUAUUCUCGAAGACCAAGCCAGCACCAAUACCGUCAUUCAAGACGGAUCCAUACCCGAUCCCCCUCCAGAAUCCAGCCCAUCCUACCACCCAAAAGGAGGCUAAGACUAGCGUCAACCAGGAAAUUUAUCACCAAAUCGACCAAUUGAAACAGCUCGAAGACCAGCAUGCUGAAUCCUACAACGACAGUCUGUCGGCAUCCACUAUCGAUAAGCUCCGUGCUCGAUUGGUCUAUCAAUCCCGUAAACGUGGAAUCGUCGAAAUCGAGCUCCUCCUGUCCACUUUCAUCGAGACUCAACGAUGGCUGAAAGAUUGGGAUUUGAAGCAAUUAACCCAAUACAGUCGUUUGUUGAUGCUACCCGACUGGGACUUAUACUAUUACUUGGUCAAGAAACAAGACCCUCCUUCGGAGUCCGAGUUCUUCAAAUCUGAUCUGCUCGACCAAUUGCGCAUCCAUACUUCGAACUCCAACAAAACCGUCCGGAUCAUGCCCAGCUUGGAGUCCUGA